Callorhinchus milii (elephant shark) is the source of this 4061-nucleotide messenger RNA. RefSeq names its product nephronophthisis 3 (gene nphp3). Gene Ontology annotation, molecular function: protein binding. The record is from RefSeq and is a predicted model, not a curated record. Gene Ontology annotation, biological process: determination of left/right symmetry; kidney development; convergent extension. NCBI's taxonomy places the organism in Eukaryota, Metazoa, Chordata, Chondrichthyes, Chimaeriformes, Callorhinchidae.
AUGGCGGAGUCGGACGGGCUGUCAGGCGGAGGAUGGCCGGGGAUUGUCUCGGGGCUCCGGCGGCCGCUCUCCUCUUCUCCAAUGGCGGUGAUUUCAAUCCGGGGAUUUUUUUUUGCCUUCUCCCGGGGGGCGGGGGGGGGCGUCAGAGGCCGCGGCGCAUGCUCAGUGCGGAGGGCCCCCCGCGGCGCAUGCUCAGUGCGGAGGGCCCUCAGCGGCGCAUGCUCAGUGCGGAGGGGCCCCCCGCGGCGCAUGCUCAGUGCGGAGGGGCCCCCCGCGGCGCAUGCUCAGUGCGGAGGGCCCCGCGGCGCGUGCGUUUUCAUUGGUUUGGUUCUUGUUGUGUUUAAAGAAGAGUUGGUGCUGUGGUUCCGACUUCAUCCCCGAGACCCUACAGGCACCCAGUGUGAAUACUGGAGUGGUGGGGUCCUAGGAAGUGAGCCGUCUAUGGGCAGCAUGAUGCAUCUUCAGCAGACUUUCCGAGGUCCAGAAUUUGCACAAAGUUCAAUUGAUGUGGAAGGACCUUUCACCAAUGUUAACCGAGAUGACUGGGAUGCUGCUGUGGCUACACUACUGCAGGUCACCCCCUUCUCUCAGUCUCUCAGGAGCAACACAGUGCGCUGCUACCUUAUGAAUACUGCAGAUACACAAUCUGUGGUGGAUGUAUUCCUCCAUGAGUACAUGCCAAACCUGCAGAUUAUGUGUGAGAGUUUUGGGCAAUUUCUUCUUAUAGUGAAGUUCCCAGAGGAGAAAGCAAGUCAGUACUUACCAGAGAGGAGGCGAGAGAUUGAGAAAAGCUCCUUUUGUCUGUUCUUUGUAGGUUCUUCCUUACCUAGUUGUAUGGAGGAGGACUGUGAAGAAGGCUUCCUGAAGGGUGCUGAGAGCAGGCCUUUGCUAAUCUACCACAGACUGGACCUCAAUAGUGAAUGUUCAGAUGCAGUACACCAGCUCAUUGAUAAAGUAUCUGCAAACCAAUCUCAAAAAGCAAAGAUCAUUAAACAUAGUGGAAGUGCAGAGGAAGGAGCUAAAAACGUUUUUAUCCAAGUAGAAAAGAUUAUCAAACAGGAAUUGCUGGGCUUAGAAAACACUGAUCUGGAGAACAAAGAUUCUGGGAUUGAAGAUGAUUCUACCAAUUGGGAAGAUGAGGACUUUGGAGAUGUAAUAUGGAAUAUGCAUGAUGAGCAGGAACAGAUAGAAGCUUUUCAACAAGCUUCUAAAUCUGUCUGUGAAUUAGGAUUUGAGAAGUACUAUGAUCGGCUGAAUGAUCUUGUGACGGCUCCUGCACCCAUACCUCCGCUUCUUGUGUCAGGUGGUCCAGGCUCUGGCAAAUCUCUUUUGCUAUCCAAAUGGAUUGGCCACCAACAAAAAUGCUCACCUAAUACCUUAAUAUUAUAUCAUUUUGUGGGGAAGCCCCUAUCGACCAGUUCUGAGCCAGCACUGAUAAUUAAAAGAUUUACUGCAAAGCUAUUGCAGCAUUCCUGGUCUAUGUCUGCCCUAUCUUUGGACCCAAGUAAAUUACUGGAAGAAUUUCCCCGAUGGCUGGAGAAACUGUCUGCACGCCACCAAGGCAGCAUAAUUAUUAUCAUAGAUUCCAUAGAUCAAAUCCAGCAAGCUGAACGGCACAUGAAGUGGCUGAUUGAUCCGUUGCCUGUGAAUGUAAGGGUGAUUGUUUCUGUAAAUGUGGAAACAUGCCCGCAAGCAUGGAGAUUAUGGCCAACUCUACACCUUGAUCCACUGAGUCCAAAGGAUGUAAAGGCUCUGAUUAAUGCUGAAUACUGCCUUGUUGAUAUGAAACUUACUAAAGAACAGGAGAAGAAACUGGAGAAGCAUUGUAGAUCUGCGACUACCUGUAAUGCCCUGUAUGUUACACUCUUGGCCAAAAUAAUCACAGAUGCCAAAGGUCUAGGAGACAUGGAUUUGAUUCUACAGCACUGUUUCCAAUGUCAGGAUACAGUCUCUUUGUAUAGGCUAAUCCUGCAAUCUGUCCAAGUGUCCCUGUCUACUGAUCAGGACAGGCAACUGAUGAGAGAGAUCCUAUCUCUUAUCUACGCGAGCCACAAUGGUGUGAGUGAAGGAGAACUCCUGGAGAUGUGCACAGAUUUGACCUGGCCUGUCCUUGCCUCUACUCUUCACAGCUUAGAGUGCAUGUAUGUGAUCACAUAUUGUUGCGGACUGCUGAAGUUUCAGCAUCUUCAGGUGAGAAUAGCUGAUGAUGUUGUCAACAUUUCAAGUGGUAAAUAAUCUUUUUUUUAUCUCAAGGCCUGGGAAUCUGUGAAAUUGGAAUAUAUGGAGAAUGAUGAAAACAAUGCUCUCUCAACACACAGAGAAAAGCUUGUCCAGUUCUUUUCACAGCAACUGAGUCGGGACAGAGUAACCUGGCGGGCUGCAGAUGAACUUCCCUGGCUCUUCCAGCAGCAGGGAGACAAAGAGAAGUUACACAACUGCUUACUGAAUCUCUUUGUCUCUCAGAAUCUUUAUAAGCGGGGCCAUUUUGCAGAGCUGCUGUACUACUGGCAGUAUGUCGGAAUGGAUAAGAGCUCCAUGGCUGCUGCUUACUUCGAGUCUUUGAAAGAAUAUGAGAAGAGCUGUGAGGGCGAGGACAUGAUCACACGGCUGGCAGACCUUUAUGAAACACUAGGACUCUUUCUGAAGGACUUGGGCCUGCUGAGUCAGGCUGUUGCACCGUUACAACGUUCUCUGGAGAUCCGAGAGAGCGCAUUAGAUCCAGAUCAUCCCAGUGUGGCUCAGGCAUUGCACCAGCUUGCUGGUGUAUAUGUGCAGUGGAAGAAGUUUGGAAAUGCGGAACAGCUGUACAAGCAGGCACUCGAGAUCAGUGAAAAUGCCCAUGGCUCUGAGCAUCUUCGAGUAGCUCAGGAGCUGGAUGCUCUAGCAAUGCUUUAUCAAAAACAAAAUAAAUAUGAACAAGUGGAGUCAUUAAGAAAGCGUUCCAUGAAGAUAAGACUAAAGGUUUCCAGACAGAAAGGCAACUUGCCUGGUUUCGCUAUUCUUCGUCGUCGGGUUCUGCAGUUAGAAGAGCUUACUCUAGGGACUGAGUCAGCAGACACUGCUCGGACCUUGAAUGAACUGGGGGUGCUGUACUAUCUUCAAAACAACAUGGAGACAGCAGAACUCUUUUUUAAACGCUCUUUGGAAAUGAGGGAGCGGGUUCUUGGUCACGAGCACUCAGACUGUGCACAAUCCUUGAAUAAUCUGGCAGCCUUGUACAAUGAGAAGAAGGAAUAUGAGAAAGCUGAGGAGCUGUAUGAGAGGGCACUUGACAUCCGGCGAAAAGCGCUAGCACCUGAUCAUCCACUGGUGGCCUACACUGUCAAACAUCUUGCACUAUUGUACAAAAAAAGGGGAAAGUUGGACAAAGCUGUUCCUUUAUGCCAACUUGCAGUUGAAAUUCGACAAAAAUCCUUUGGUCCGAAGCACCCGAGUGUGGCCACUGCCUUGGUAAACCUGGCUGUGCUCUACUGUCAAUUGAAAAAACACAAUGAAGCUUUGCCACUAUAUGAAUGUGCUCUCAAAAUCUAUGAGGACAGUUUGGGUCGUUCUCAUCCCAGAGUGGGAGAGACACUAAAGAAUUUAGCAGUGCUUAGUUACGAGGAGGGCAACUUUGAAAAGGCUGCGGAAUUGUACAAGAGAGCAAUGGAAAUUAAGGAAGCUGAAGCCUCGCUGGUGGGUGGAAAAGCUCCUUCAAGACAUUCCUCCAGUGGAGACACCUUCAGUUUACGAAAUGCUCUAGUUCCUAAUCCCUAGUAAUUGGAAUUGGGACCUGGUGACUCAGUUACUUAGGUGUUAUAAGUGAAUGGUAUGAUACUGUUAACACCAUGGAUGCAAAACACAUCAAGACGAGGAAAGGUACCAAACAGAUUGUGCCAUUGCCUCGAUGUAUGCAACAUGAAAGCCUAAGUUGUGUUGCUCACCCGGAAUCUUGCAGGGAAUUCUUAAUACCUGCUAUGCACCCAGUGAAGGCUAAAACCUAUGAUUGUCAGAUGUCAAAAGACCAACUAGCGACUAUCCUCCUUGGGGGGGAAAGGGGCAAGCAGGGUCUUCUUGGAGCU